AUGUUCAGAAGCGCUUAGAGCGCUCCGGAGAGUAGACCUAAAAAGGGAAGGGGGCAGUCAGUAGCCAUCAUAAUUAAGACUAAACAGUAGUAACUAGGUUAUAAAAGCUAACGACAGCAGCGGUGCCUGGGAUAUCGCCUUCGGAGACUUUCCGGUCACCGUUGGCGGACUGACCAGAGUCGUGGUGGCAAUUUAAAGGCUGUUCCUGCUCACAAAGCGGCGUGCCGAGGAAGGACGCGUCUCUUUGAAUACACAGGAUGCACGGACCGCCCUCCGGCGACAGCGCAUGCCCAUUGCGCACGAUCAAGAGAGUUCAAUUCGGCAUCAUCAGCCCAGAUGAGCUUAAACGGAUGUCCGUUACUGAAGGGGGCAUCAAGUACCCCGAAACAACCGAGGGUGGACGUCCUAAGCUUGGUGGCCUUAUGGAUCCGAGACAAGGGGUCAUAGAACGGACAGGAAGAUGUCAGACAUGUGCAGGCAACAUGACGGAAUGCCCCGGCCACUUUGGGCACAUAGAACUGGCAAAGCCAGUUUUCCACGUCGGCUUCGUAAACAAGAUAAUGAAGGUUCUUCGAUGUGUUUGUUUCUUUUGCUCCAAGCUAUUAGUGGAUUCGAACAACCCAAAGAUCAAAGACAUCCUCAUAAAAUCCAAAGGACAGCCGAGGAAACGUUUGACGCACGUGUACGAGCUGUGCAAAGGAAAAAACAUCUGCGAAGGAGGAGAGGAGAUGGACAACAAAUUUGGAAUGGAACAGCAGGAGACCGAGGAGGACAUCAGCAAGGAGAAGGGCCACGGUGGCUGUGGGCGCUACCAGCCGCGCAUCAGACGCUCCGGCUUGGAGCUGUACGCCGAGUGGAAGCACGUGAACGAGGAUUCGCAGGAGAAGAAAAUCCUGCUGAGCCCCGAGCGCGUGCACGAGAUCUUCAAGCGCAUCGCGGACGAAGAGGACGUCAUCUUGGGCAUGGACCCCAAGUUCGCCCGACCGGAAUGGAUGAUUGUGACGGUGUUGCCGGUGCCCCCACUGGCUGUCAGGCCCGCUGUAGUUAUGCAGGGCUCUGCUCGCAACCAGGAUGACUUGACCCACAAGCUGGCAGACAUUGUCAAAAUCAACAACCAGCUGAGGAGAAACGAGCAGAGCGGCGCUGCAGCUCACGUCAUAGCUGAAGAUGUCAAACUGCUCCAGUUUCACGUGGCCACCAUGAUUGACAACGAAUUGCCAGGCCUGCCGCGGGUCAUGCAGAAGUCGGGCCGUCCUCUCAAAUCCUUAAAGCAGCGCCUAAAGGGGAAGGAGGGGCGAGUCCGAGGUAACCUCAUGGGCAAGCGCGUGGACUUCUCGGCGCGAACUGUCAUCACCCCGGACCCCAACCUGCAAAUCGACCAAGUGGGCGUCCCCCGAUCCAUAGCAGCCAACAUGACCUUCCCGGAAAUAGUCACACCCUUCAACAUUGACAGAUUACAAGAGCUGGUGCGAAGAGGCAACAGCCAGUACCCGGGGGCCAAGUACAUCAUCCGCGACAACGGGGACCGAAUUGACCUUCGAUUCCACCCAAAACCAAGUGACCUUCACCUGCAGAUCGGCUACAAGGUGGAAAGACACAUGUGUGACGGGGACAUCAUCAUCUUUAACAGACAACCUACACUACAUAAAAUGUCCAUGAUGGGGCACAGGGUGCGGAUUCUGCCUUGGUCCACGUUUCGACUCAACCUCAGUGUCACCACUCCAUACAACGCCGACUUUGACGGGGACGAGAUGAACCUCCACCUGCCCCAGUCCCUCGAGACGAGGGCGGAGAUUCAGGAGCUGGCGAUGGUGCCGCGUAUGAUCGUCACGCCGCAGUCCAACCGGCCCGUCAUGGGCAUCGUGCAGGACACCCUCACGGCCGUCCGCAAGUUCACCAAAAGAGACGUCUUCUUGGAGCGGGGCGAAGUGAUGAACCUCCUCAUGUUCCUCUCCACCUGGGACGGGAAAGUGCCUCAGCCGGCCAUCCUGAAGCCGCGUCCUCUGUGGACGGGCAAGCAGAUCUUCAGCCUUAUCAUUCCCGGACACAUCAACGUGAUCCGCACACACAGCACCCAUCCCGACGAGGAGGACAGUGGCCCUUACAAGCACAUCUCGCCCGGGGACACCAAGGUCAUAGUGGAGAACGGCGAGUUGAUCAUGGGGAUCCUCUGUAAGAAGUCUCUGGGAACCUCGGCCGGCUCCCUCGUCCACAUCUCCUACCUGGAGAUGGGCCACGACAUCACCCGGCUCUUCUACUCCAACAUUCAGACUGUGGUCAACAACUGGCUGCUCAUCGAGGGUCAUUCCAUUGGUAUUGGGGACUCAAUUGCUGAUGCAAAGACCUACCUUGACAUCCAGAACACCAUCAAGAAAGCCAAACAAGAUGUGAUAGAGGUCAUCGAGAAAGCCCACAACAACGAGCUGGAGCCGACCCCUGGCAACACACUGAGGCAGACCUUUGAGAACCAGGUGAAUCGUAUCCUCAACGACGCUCGUGACAAAACGGGAUCCUCCGCCCAGAAGUCUCUGUCUGAGUACAACAACUUCAAGUCCAUGGUGGUGGCUGGUUCCAAGGGAUCCAAGAUUAACAUCUCACAGGUCAUUGCCGUGGUGGGGCAGCAGAACGUGGAGGGCAAGCGAAUCCCCUUCGGCUUCAAGCACCGCACGCUGCCUCACUUCAUCAAGGAUGAUUACGGCCCCGAGAGCAGGGGCUUCGUGGAGAACUCGUACCUGGCUGGCUUGACUCCGACGGAGUUCUUCUUCCACGCCAUGGGAGGCCGAGAGGGUCUCAUCGACACGGCCGUCAAGACUGCCGAGACGGGUUACAUCCAGCGGCGUCUGAUCAAGUCCAUGGAGUCGGUGAUGGUGAAGUACGACGGCACGGUGCGUAACUCCAUCAACCAGGUGGUCCAGUUGCGUUACGGCGAGGACGGCCUAGCGGGAGAGAACGUCGAGUUCCAAAACGUGGCGACGCUCAAGCCCUCGCACAAGGCCUUUGAGAAGAAGUUCAGGUUUGAUUGCAGCAACGAGCGAGCGCUGAGGCGGACGCUGCAGGAAGACGUGGUGAAAGACGUGAUGACCAACGCCCACGUGCAGGGUUCGCUGGAGAGGGAAUUUGAAAAGAUGAAGGAGGACAGAGAGGUUCUCCGAGCCAUUUUCCCCACAGGGGACAGCAAGGUGGUGCUGCCGUGCAACCUGGCCAGAAUGAUCUGGAACGCUCAGAAGAUCUUCCGCAUUAACAUCAGGACCCCGACAGACCUCAAUCCUCUAAGGGUGGUCGAGGGCCUCCAGGACUUGAGUAAGAAGCUCGUGAUCGUGAACGGCGACGACCCGCUGAGUCGGCAGGCCCAGCAGAACGCCACCCUGCUCUUCAACAUCCACCUGCGCUCCACGCUGUGCUCCAAGCGCAUGACGGAGGAGUUCCGCCUCACCACGGAGGCCUACGACUGGCUGCUGGGGGAGAUCGAGACCAAAUUCAACCAGUCCAUUGCUCACCCAGGCGAGAUGGUCGGCGCCCUGGCUGCUCAGUCCCUGGGAGAGCCGGGCACCCAGAUGACCCUGAACACCUUCCACUACGCCGGCGUGUCGGCCAGAACGUGACGCUCGGCGUGCCCCGCCCUGAAGGAGCUGAUCAACAUCUCCAAGAGGCCCAAAACGCCCUCGCUGACGGUCUUCCUGCUGGGUCAGGCGGCGCGCGACGCCGAGCGGGCCAAGGACAUCCUGUGCCGGCUGGAGCACACCACGCUGCGGAAGGUGACGGCCAACACCGCCAUCUACUACGACCCCAACCCCCAGAACACGGUGGUGUCCGAGGACCAGGAGUGGGUGAACGUGUACUACGAGAUGCCCGACUUCGACGUGACUCGCAUCUCCCCGUGGCUGCUGCGCAUCGAGCUCGACCGCAAGCACAUGACGGAUCGCAAGCUGACCAUGGAGCAGAUCGCGGAGAAGAUCAACGCGGGUUUCGGAGAUGACCUCAACUGCAUCUUCAACGACGACAACGCCGAGAAGCUCGUUCUGCGAAUCCGAAUCAUGAACAGCGAUGAGAAUAAGUUCCAAGAGGAUGAGGAAGUGGUGGACAAGAUGGAUGACGACGUGUUCUUGAGGUGCAUCGAGUCCAACAUGCUGACGGACAUGACCCUGCAGGGCAUUGAGCAGAUCAGCAAGGUGUACAUGCACUUGCCCCAGACCGACAAUAAGAAGAAGAUCAUCAUUACUGAGGACGGCGAGUUCAAGGCCAUGCAGGAGUGGAUCCUGGAAACGGACGGCGUGAGCCUCAUGAGGGUCCUCAGCGAGAAGGACGUGGACCCCGUCAGGACCACCUCCAACGACAUCGUGGAGAUCUUCACGGUGUUGGGGAUCGAGGCGGUGCGAAAGGCUCUGGAGAGGGAGCUGUACCACGUCAUCUCCUUCGACGGCUCCUACGUCAACUACCGCCACUUGUCGCUGCUGUGCGACACCAUGACCUGCCGCGGCCACCUGAUGGCCAUCACGCGCCACGGCAUCAACCGGCAGGACACGGGGCCGCUCAUGAAGUGUUCCUUUGAGGAGACGGUGGACGUGCUGAUGGAGGCGUCGUCCCACGCAGAGAGCGACCCCAUGAAGGGGGUGUCGGAGAACAUCAUGCUCGGCCAGCUCGCCCCGGCGGGCACGGGAUGCUUCGACCUGCUGUUGGAUGCCGAGAAGUGCAAAUACGGCAUGGAGAUCCCCACCAACAUUCCCGGCAUCAGCGUGGCUGGACCCACCGGAAUGUUCUUUGGCACGGUGCCGAGUCCCAUGAGCGGCAUGUCGCCCGCCAUGACGCCCUGGAACACCGGGGCGACGCCGGCCUACGGCGCCUGGUCUCCCAGUGUCGGAAGCGGCAUGACGCCCGGAGCUGCCGGUUUCUCUCCCAGCGCGGCGUCCGACGCGAGUGGCUUCUCCCCGGGUUACUCCCCGGCCUGGUCCCCCACCCCCGGGUCCCCCGGGUCCCCGGGGCCCGCAUUGCCCCCCAUGUUCUCCACCACCUCCCUUUAUGUACUCGCCGACCUUUUCAAAAGUACUAACCCACUGUCUCCAAAGUACUCGCCCACUAGCCCAAAGGGCUCCACGUACAGCCCCACGUCGCCCGGAUACAGCCCCACCUCGCCCACCUACAGCCCGGCCAUCAGCCCCGACGACAGCGAGGAGGAGAACAUAUAG
Gasterosteus aculeatus aculeatus (three-spined stickleback) is the source of this 5183-nucleotide messenger RNA. Lineage: Eukaryota; Metazoa; Chordata; Actinopteri; Perciformes; Gasterosteidae. The record is from RefSeq and is a predicted model, not a curated record.